AUGCGCUGGCUUUCGCUUCUCGCGUCUUCGCUGCUGUGCACGGGCGGCCUCGCCGCCAAGAAGGCCGCCGGCGAUACCUUCCAGCAGUUCCACGCCAAGCAGCUCUCGUCGGCUCCGGUCAAGAUCGAGGACACCGCCUACCAGAAGCUCGUGGGCGGCACGCCGCGUGACUACAGCACGGCAGUUCUGCUGACGGCCAUGGAUGCACGCUACGGCUGCCAGCUGUGCCACGAGUUCCAGCCCGAGUAUGACCUGCUGGCCCGUAGUUGGACCAAGGGCGACAAGGCGGGCGAGUCUCGCUUGGUGUUUACGACGCUCGACUUCAGCGACGGCCGCGAUACCUUUGUGUCGCUCGGUCUGCAGACGGCGCCCGUCCUUCUCUUCUUCCCGCCCACGGCUGGCCCGCACGCCGUCUCCUCUCCGGAGCCCCUGCGCUACGACUUUACAAACGGUGCCGGCUCCGCUGAGGUGGUUCACCACUGGAUCUCCCGCCACCUGCCCGACCGCCCCCACCCGGCGAUCAAGCGGCCGAUCAACUGGUUUGCGUGGCUUACGAGCAUCACGAUGCUGCUGGGCUCGGCCACCGCUCUGUUUGUGGCGUGGCCGUACGUGCUGCCGGUGAUCCAGAACCGCAACAUUUGGGCGGCCAUUAGCCUGAUUUCGAUCCUGCUCUUUACCUCGGGCCACAUGUUCAACCACAUCCGUAAGGUUCCCUAUGUGGCGGGUGAUGGCCGCGGCGGUAUCAGCUACUUUGCCGGGGGCUUCCAGAACCAGUUUGGUAUGGAGACGCAGCUCAUUGCUGCCAUGUGUACGUGUCCCCCUCCCCCCCCCCCCCCCAAAAAAUCAUCCAAGAAAACAAUGUCGCGACUGUCUAACACACAUAUAGAUGGCAUUCUUUCGUUUGCCGCCAUCUCCCUGGCCGUCAAGGUUCCGAGAAUAGCCGACGAGAAGAUGCAGCAGGUGGCGGCGCUCAUUUGGGGCGCAGUCAUCUUCCUCAUGUACAGCUUCCUGCUGAGCGUGUUCCGCAUGAAGAACGGAGGCUACCCGUUCUCGCUUCCGCCGUUCAUGUAA
Molecule: messenger RNA, 1071 nt
Organism: Sporothrix schenckii 1099-18
Lineage: Eukaryota; Fungi; Ascomycota; Sordariomycetes; Ophiostomatales; Ophiostomataceae
Product: oligosaccharyltransferase complex subunit gamma
Exons: 2
Coding region: 1-1071 (356 amino acids)
Cellular component (GO): oligosaccharyltransferase complex
Source: RefSeq, a predicted model, not a curated record